CUAAUAUAUAACAAUAAUAAAUAGUAUCGCUAAAGAUGAUACACCUAACAACAACAGCGUGGAAUCUAUCGCUUCUAGAGAAAGCCUACUUUCCUCUGCCGCCGAAUCGUCGUCAUUUAAUAUUCCUACUUCUAAUUUACCUACCGUAUCAUUAUCUGAAAGUAAGGAAUGUUUAUAUCAUUUUUUGUUUGUUUUUUAAAAACCCAUUCCUUUUUUGAAUAUUUAGGCAACAUCCUAGACGUCAAAGAAAGUCUGCGUCGAAAAGAAACACGUCCAGCUGAAUUCCCACCCAAAUAUCUAUCUUCUAUUCCUCUCCCACCACCACAACAUAAUCAACAACAACCAUUGCAGCAGCAGCAACAACAAAAUCAACAGCAGCAACAACAACAAUACAGAGACACCAAUGAUAUUUUUGACGUUGAUGUUCUAGCCGCUUUAGCUGAUGGUGAUGAUGGCAGAUACAUGCGUUAUGCCACUUCGGCCGAUUCCAUGCUCGCCCUUAUCGAAAGUCGAAAAUACCAAGGCACAAAAGCAUUGACAGCCGGUGUCAAUGACAGUCAAGCCUCUAUCCAAACCAACACCAGUCGAAACAAUAAUAUCAAUAGCUUGCAAGGUUACGGUGCUCCUGAUUCACUUUAUCCAGCAUGGGGUCCGCCAGACACUGUACCCAUCACCUUGACUCAACUCGAAUCCGUCUUUGAUGAUAUCGCCAAAAAGUUCGGCUUUCAACACGAUAGCGUCAAAAACAUGAGCGAACACUUGAUGGUCAUGUUGGACUCUCGCGCAUCCCGCAUCACUCCUCAAUUAGCCCUCGAUACUUUACAUGCCGAUUACAUUGGUGGUGACAAUGCUAAUUAUCGUAAAUGGUAUUUUGCUUCCGAAAUGGACACAUACGACCAGACUGACCAAGAAAAGAUCAAUGCUUCAGACAUUGGCGAUGCAAGAGAACAAUUGUUACGCAUGGAAGAGAAAUGGACUUUACGGAUGCGGAACUUGACAAACCCCGAAAAACUACGUGAUUUGGCUCUUUAUUUAUUAUUAUGGGGAGAGGCUGCUCCUGUAAGAUUCACACCAGAGACCCUCUGCUUUAUUUACAAGGUCGCUCAUGAUUAUUACUGUCAUGUGGAAAAUCAGGCUAUCACAGAGGUCCCAGAAGGCACUUAUCUCGAUAACGUCGUUACCCCCUUAUACUGCUUCUUUCGUGAUCAGACUUAUAUUAUGGCGAACGGUAAAUAUGCUAAAAGAGAAACAGAUCACGAUCAAGUUAUCGGUUACGACGAUGUCAACCAGUUCUUUUGGCAUUCCACCUGUUAUGACCGUAUCUUGAUUGGCGAAGCAGGUAGUAAGCCUAAUAAGGACAAUACGCUUGGAAAAUUACCACCUCACGAUCGUUACAAUGCUUUAAAAGGUGUGGAUUGGAAAAACUCAUUCACAAAGACUUACAAAGAGAAGCGUACAUGGAUGCAUGCAUCGAUUAAUUUCUCAAGAGUUUGGGUCAUCCAUAUCGUUACUUUUUGGUACUAUAUUAUGGCAAAUGCUUACUCGCUUUACCUGAACGUGGAUAAAGAAACUGCAAAGGAGGAAGUCUCGGUUCAAAUCUCUAUUGUUGCUUUGGGUGGUGUCGUUGCUUGCUUUCUCGUCUUGGUUGGUUCCUUUGCUGAACUCGCUUAUUUACCUGUCAGUUGGCAUAACUCAAAGUAUGUUUUACGUCGUAUCGGUAUCUUGACCGUGCUCAUGGUCAUCAAUGCGGGUCCCUCCUUCUACUGUGUUGUACUGGAUAGAACCAGCUGGAUAUCAAAACUGGUUUCGAUUAUCCAACUUUUAUACAGCGUCGCCAUCACCUUACUCCUCUCUAUCGUCCCUUCCUCACGUCUUUUCAUGAGAAAAUCACAACAUACUCGACAAGAGCUCGCGAAUGAAAGUUUCACCGCGAAUUUUCCACCCUUGAAAAGUAUUGAUCGUAUCAUGUCCAUCUGUCUUUGGAUUUGUGUUUUCACUUGUAAAUUGAUUGAAUCUUACUUCUUUUUGGCUUUAUCGUUUAAAGAUCCUUUAACAGUGAUUAGUACUAUGACUAUCACCAACUGUAAUGAUAAAUUGAUUGGCUCCAUGCUCUGUGAGCAAAUGCCUCGUAUUACAAUUGCCAUCAUGUUCUUGAUGGAUCUCGUCUUGUAUUUCUUGGAUACCUAUCUUUGGUAUAUUAUCUGGAAUACCGUUUUUUCUGUCUCAAGAUCAUUUUAUCUUGGUAUCUCCAUUUGGUCUCCUUGGAGAAAUAUCUUUGCCAGUUUGCCCAAAAGAAUCUUUGUCAAAUUAUUAGCUACCCCCGAUAUUCCCGUCAAGUACAAGCCCAAAGUCUUGUGCUCCCAAAUUUGGAAUGCCAUUGUCAUUACGAUGUAUCGUGAGCAUUUAAUUACUGUAGAUCAUGCUCAGCGUAUGUUGUACCAACAGGAAAUAAAUCCAAUGGACGGUCAGCGUACAUUAAAGGCGCCUACUUUCUUUGUCACUCAAGAAGAUACUUCGUUCAAGACCGAGUACUUUCCUCAACAUGGUGAAGCAGAACGUCGUAUUCAUUUCUUUGCACAAAGCUUAACUACACCUAUGCCUCCUUCCCAUCCUGUUGAAUGCAUGCCAACCUUUACCGUUUUAACUCCUCAUUACGGAGAGAAAAUUUUACUAUCGCUACGAGAAAUUAUCCGUGAGGAAGAUAACAGUACACGUGUCACUUUACUAGAAUACCUCAAACAAUUACACGCAGUGGAAUGGGAUAAUUUCGUCAAGGAUACCAAAAUGCUGGCAGAAGAUGGAGGUAGUAGUAUCAUGAAGCGCAGUGAUUCCGAUCUAUCCGAUGCUAGCAGUACCGAAAAGGACAUUAAGAGUCAAGUGGAUGAUUUACCAUUCUAUUGUAUUGGUUUCAAAUCCUCCAAACCCGAAUACACUUUACGUACUCGUAUCUGGGCUUCUUUGCGUGCUCAAACGCUGUAUCGUACCGUCUCUGGUUUCAUGAAUUAUAAAAAAGCAAUUAAACUCCUGUAUCGUGUAGAAAAUCCCGAGAACGUGCGUCUCUAUGAUGAAAAGGAGAAUUUAGAUCACGAUCUGGAUCGGUUAGCCAGACGUAAAUUCAAAUUCUUGGUCGCCAUGCAACGGUAUGCUAAAUUCAAUGCCAGUGAAGCAGAAGAUGCCGAGUUCUUGUUCAGAGCCUUCCCAGAACUCCAGGUCGCUUAUAUCGAUGAGGUCCCACCCACAGAAGAAGGUGGCGAAAUCACUUAUUAUUCCGCCCUUAUUGAUGGUUUCUCUCCUAUCGAUGAAGCGGGUAAACGUGUACCUCGUUUCCGUAUUCGUUUACCCGGUAACCCUAUUUUGGGUGAUGGUAAAUCAGAUAACCAAAAUCACGCCGUUAUCUUUUACCGUGGUGAAUUUUUACAAUUGAUCGAUGCCAAUCAGGAUAAUUAUCUGGAAGAAUGUCUCAAGAUCCGUAACGUACUUGGUGAAUUCGAAACCUUAGAACCCACACAUAUCUCACCUUAUUCUGCUGCUUAUCAAAAAUCCAAAAACUCUCCUGUUGCUAUUGUCGGUGCGCGUGAAUACAUCUUUUCGGAAAAUGUGGGUGUUCUUGGUGACGUGGCUGCUGGUAAAGAACAAACUUUUGGUACCCUAACACAGCGUAUCAUGGCUAAAAUUGGAGGAAAAUUACAUUAUGGUCAUCCUGAUUUUUUAAAUGCGAUCUUUAUGACUACCCGUGGUGGUGUCUCGAAAGCACAGAAGGGUUUACAUUUAAACGAGGAUAUUUAUGCAGGCAUGAACGCCUUCACCCGUGGUGGAAGAAUCAAGCACACUGAAUAUUUCCAAUGUGGCAAAGGUCGUGAUUUAGGUUUUGGAUCCAUCUUGAAUUUCACCACCAAGAUUGGUACGGGUAUGGGUGAACAAAUGUUAUCUCGUGAAUACUAUUAUAUCGGUACGCAACUUCCUCUCGAUCGCUUCUUGACUUUUUACUAUGCACAUCCUGGUUUCCACAUCAAUAACAUCUUUAUCAUGAUGUCUGUUCAAAUGUUUAUGUUAGCUAUCCUCUUUAUCAGUUCCAUGGGCGCUACUUUACUCAUAUGUGAAUACAAUGCAGACGCACCUCCAGAAGCUCCCUUGAUUCCUGCAGGUUGUUAUAACUUGGUGCCUAUCUUUGAUUGGGUUAAACGUUGUAUCUUGUCUAUUUUUGUCGUCUUCUUUGCAGCUUUCCUGCCCUUGUUUUUGCAAGAAUUAACAGAAAGAGGCUUUUGGCGUAGUUUGACACGUAUGGGUCGUCAUUUUGUCUCCUUGUCCCCUCUUUUUGAAAUCUUUGUGACUCAAAUCUAUACCAAUUCAGUAUUGGAAAACUUGGUCUAUGGUGGAGCCAUGUAUAUUGGUACAGGUCGUGGAUUUGCUACCUCUCGCAUCCCUUUCAGUACAUUGUAUUCCCGGUUUACGGGCCCUAGUAUCUAUGUGGGUGCACGUAAUUUUGUCAUUAUGCUGUUUGCUUCUAUUGCCUAUUGGAUACCCCAUUUACUUUACUUUUGGUUUACAGUCGUAGCACUGAUGGUCUCUCCUUUUGUUUUCAAUCCAAACCAGUUUUCCCCUAUUGAUUUCUUGGUCGAUUACAAGGAAUUCAUACGUUGGUUAUCGCGUGGUAAUUCGAACACCCAUAAGAAUUCUUGGAUCGGUCAUACACGAUCUGCGCGUGCACGUAUCACGGGUUAUAAAAGGUCUGCACCUGCAGGUAACUCCAACGGGAUUGCGGAUUUACCUCGUCUAGGUUUAGGUGCUAUCUUUAUCUCGGAACUCAUUUUACCAUUGAUUUAUGCCAUCUUAUGUACUAUCCCUUAUAGUUUUGUAAAGAGUUUUGAUUCCGAGGACUCUACUUUACCCGCUACAGGCCCUAGUCCCUUGAUACGUAUUGCUGUCAUGGCUUUGGCUCCCAUUAUCGUCAAUAUUGUAGGCCUCAUGAUCUUUUUUGGUAUGUCCGUGGGGAUUGGUUGUAUCUUGAGUAAUUGGGUCGUCAAGUUUGGUUCAAUCAUGGCCGCAUGUGCUCAUGCUUGGUCUGUCAUCAAUGUCAUCAUCUUUUUCGAAGUCUUCUUUGUCUUGGAGGAAUGGAAACUUUUGAAUGUUGUCUUGGGUAUGGUGUCAAUGAUUGGUAUUCAACGAUUUGUUCUCAAAUUAUUGACAGUGAUGUGUCUUACGCGAGAGUUUAAACAAGAUGAAUCCAAUCGUGGUUGGUGGACUGGAAAAUGGUAUGGUCGUGGGGUAACCAUUACACAGCCAGCAAGAGAGUUUAUAUGUAAAAUUAUCGAAAUGACCGAAUUCUCUACAGAUUUCUUACUAGGUCAUGUAAUUUUGUUCUUCUUGUCAUUAUUUAUCGUGAUCCCCUACAUCAACACAGCUCAUUCCUUGAUGCUUUUUUGGUUACGUCCUUCCAAGCAAAUUCGUGGUCAUAUCUGGACCGCCAAACAGCGGAAACAACGAAAGCGGGUUGCCAUCUGUUACGGUUUGAUGUUCUAUAGUCUCUUUUUAUUAUUUGUGGGUCUUGUCGUGGCACCCAUGCUCUUGGGCAAAUCAUUACUUUCUGGUUUAAUCAAAGUGAAAUCACUCCCUAUUUAA
Molecule: messenger RNA, 5619 nt
Organism: Mucor mucedo
Lineage: Eukaryota; Fungi; Mucoromycota; Mucoromycetes; Mucorales; Mucoraceae
Product: 1,3-beta-glucan synthase component-domain-containing protein
Exons: 4
Coding region: 169-5619 (1816 amino acids)
Biological process (GO): fungal-type cell wall polysaccharide biosynthetic process; (1->3)-beta-D-glucan biosynthetic process
Cellular component (GO): plasma membrane; 1,3-beta-D-glucan synthase complex
Molecular function (GO): 1,3-beta-D-glucan synthase activity
Source: RefSeq, a predicted model, not a curated record